Molecule: messenger RNA, 705 nt
Organism: Eptesicus fuscus (big brown bat)
Lineage: Eukaryota; Metazoa; Chordata; Mammalia; Chiroptera; Vespertilionidae
Gene: VSTM2A
Product: V-set and transmembrane domain containing 2A
Exons: 5
Coding region: 1-705 (234 amino acids)
Source: RefSeq, a predicted model, not a curated record
AUGGGGAUCUUCCUGGCGUGGGUCGGGUUUGCCUUUUCUGUGCUCUACGUGCAGCAGGGGGUUUCUUCUCAAGCAAAAUUCACUGAGUUUCCACGCAACGUGACGGCCACCGAGGGGCAGAAUGUGGAGAUGUCGUGCGCCUUCCAGAGCGGCUCGGCCUCCGUGUACCUGGAGAUCCAGUGGUGGUUCCUGCGGGGCCCCGAGGGCCUGGAGCCCGCGGCCGAGGUGGCUGGCGCCCAGGCAGAGCUGCUGCCCGACCGAGACCCCGACAACGACGGGACCAAGAUCAGUACAGUGAAAGUCCAAGGCAAUGACAUCUCCCACAAGCUUCAGAUCUCCAAGGUGAGGAGAAAGGAUGAAGGCUUGUAUGAGUGCAGGGUGACGGAUGCCAACUACGGAGCGCUGCAGGAGCACAAGGCGCAGGCCUACCUGAAGGUCAACGCCAACAGCCACGCGCGGAGGAUGCAGGCCUUCGAGGCCUCGCCCAUGUGGCUGCAGGAUAUGAAGCCUCGCAAGAACGUCUCGGCCGCCGCCCCCAGCAGCGUCCACAGCUCCGCCAACCAGCGGGUGCCCUCCACCUCCAGCCCUCACGCGGUAGCCAAAAUCCCCAAACAAAGUCCACAAUCAGGUGCCAGGAUAGCUACAAGCCAUGGACUUUCUGUCCUGCUUCUUGUUUGUGGCUUUGUGAAGGGUGCUUUGCUUUAA